This is a messenger RNA of Tarenaya hassleriana, 972 nucleotides long. RefSeq names its product RING-H2 finger protein ATL54. The transcript has a single exon. The coding region runs from base 1 to 972 and encodes 323 amino acids. Lineage: Eukaryota; Viridiplantae; Streptophyta; Magnoliopsida; Brassicales; Cleomaceae. Gene Ontology annotation, biological process: protein ubiquitination. The record is from RefSeq and is a predicted model, not a curated record.
AUGGACUUCGUUCACAGAAACCUGUCUGAAGAUCUGAUCAACGAAACCUUGUCGGAUUCGAUCUGCAAAUUGGAUUGCGAGGAGUCGAACGAGUACUAUGGAGUUUGUCAAGUGCUAUGUCUCAAAGUCUGCCCUAACAUCUGCAGAGUUGGAAUCAUCGAUCUUUCUCCUCCGGCGCCUUUCCACGGCCACGGGAACUCCAAGAGAAUCUCGAUCAUAUCUGCUUCCGCUAUCGUCUCGGCCUUGCUCUUAGCUUGUUUCAUAGUCAUCUUCCUCAAGUCAAGAUCGAGAUCGAGAUCGAGAUCAAGAUCUUCAAGAUUUCGAGCUGGGUCGAACGGGGAGACACGAGGCGAUGAGUUUCUUGACGAAGAUCAUGGACCCAUGAUCGACCACCCGGUUUGGUAUAUUAGGACCGUUGGGUUGCAGCCGUCGGUCAUCAAUUCGAUCACGUUGUUUAAGUACAAGAAAGGGGAAGCUCCCCUCGUUGGAUCGGAUUGUUCUGUGUGUCUGAGCGAGUUUCGAGAAGACGAGACUCUUAGGUUGUUGCCAAAGUGUAGCCACGCUUUUCACGUCCAUUGCAUCGAUACCUGGCUUAGAUCACACGUGAACUGCCCUCUCUGUCGUGCCCCGAUACUCGUCGGCUCGGAGAACUCGUCCGUUGGGCAGAACCCGGGUGAGGUUCGAGUGGCGAUCUCCGACGAAAACGGAGAAGAAAGUGAGGGGAAUGAUCAAGAAAGUGAAGAUCAAGAUUGUGAAGAUGGUGUUAUUAUUACUAGUAAUAGUGUUGGAGCCGGGGAGGAUGAGAUGAAACGGGUGAAAAGAUCGGUGUCUCUCGAUUCUUUAUCGGCUCUAAGGAUCGGAAAAAAUGUCGUUUACGGAUCGAAAUCUAAUUCCGGAGAGCUAGGGAACGAAGAGAAGAUGAAGAGAUCGAUCUCUUGCAAUGGGAAGUUCUUGCUGCCAAGACAUGUAUAG